CGCGGCACUGGACGGUAGCGUCGAGUUUCGAUUUCGCGACACAUUUGGCAACUCGCGAUCGAACCAGACCAACCGGUCGAACUGGGCAGGGGAGGGGGAAACAAAAAGCGGCAUUGUGGCGGCGUCAGCAAAAACGCACUAUCGAACCCGUGUGUGCGCGUAGGAAACGUCGCCCGUCAGCGAUAUCGCGUAAUAAUUAAAAAAAAAAAAAACAACAACACACACAUAUUCCCAACACCGCGGGGUGGGAAAAGAAAGUGUGCCCACCUGUCGCAUUGUGCGUUCGCCUAGUAAGAUCCAAAGUAAAACACAAACCAGGCGAAUUUGUUCCCGAUCGUUUUUGGACGUCGAUCGCAGUUUGCUGUUUCCAGUGUUUGCGUUCCGUACGAUGGAUUAUAGAUGGCAGGCUCUUUCUUAGGCCGUGACCCGUGACGUAGGAAGCCACCUCCCGUCGAGACAGUCUGCAGCGGUUGACAGUGUCAUCGGAUUUUUUCACCCUCAACAGCGAUAGUGUGUCAUCAUCAGCCGCAUCGUGCGAUCAUACUUUUAGGGAGGAAGAGGAGUUCGUGAUCAUCGAUCCGCAACAGCACGCGCCAUACCAAAGGGUGUGCCAUUUGGGUUGAAACCGGACGGAAGUGUGUGGCAUAGUGUCCCGCCCAAAGAUGGCAUUCUUCGUCUAUUUUGUAACGAUAUGUUUCUUCACGUACCACCUGAUUCGGUUGAUACUGUGGGCCGCCCUCGAUUCGGAUAUUGAACUGUUUGUGCUCUCGAAGCUGGGCAAACCGAUCUCUUCACUGCGUGGGAAAGUUGUAUGGAUUACGGGUGCGUCGAGUGGGAUUGGGCGCGACCUGGCCAUUGCGCUGGCCAGGAACGGUGUGAGGCUGUGCAUUUCCGCACGAAAUAUAUCGGAGCUGCUUAAGGUGAAGCAGGCUUGCAUAGCACAAUCGAACGGAAGCCUCGGUCCGAACGAUGUGUACGUGCUGGAAAUGGAUAUGCUGCAUGUGAACCAUCACAACGACUACUUCAACAUGGUUCUCGACCACUUCAAGACGGUGGACGUGCUGGUGAACAACGCUGGCCGGUCGCAGCGCGCGGCCUGGGGCUCGAUCAACAUCAAGGUGGACCGGGAGCUGUUCGAGCUGGACGUGUUCGCCGUGGUGAACCUGUCGCGCAUAGCGCUGGACUUUUUCGUGCGCAACUCGAUGAAGGGCCACCUAGUGGUGACGAGCAGUGUGGCCGGUCUGAUCGGUGCCCCGAACUCGGGCACGUACACCGGUGCCAAGCAUGCGCUUCAUGGUUACUUCGAGUCGCUGCGGAACGAAUACCCGAACGUAAACAUUACGAUGUUCUGCCCCGGACCGACGGCGACCAACUUUCUGCAGGAGUGUUUCACCGAUACGCCCGGCGCGAAAUACAACCAACGAGUUCAGCCGACCGAUCGACGCAUGACGAGUGAACGCUGUGGCCACCUGUACGCGAUGGCAAUCGCCAACAAGACCCACCUGAGCUGGGUCGGCACAUUCCCGGUCAAUAUGAUACUCUACGUUGCGCUCUACUAUCCGAAUUUGAAGCGGCUCCUGCUGAAAAUUGUUGGCGGAGAGCGUCUGCAGCGAAUCCGCGAUAGUCGGUAAAUUGGCGCUAAAAAUGAAGCUUCGAAAAUCCGGAGCAGAACUUACUAACAGAACACCUGCAACACGGCGUGCACCCUGCGCAUUCCAUCAACGCCAGCCGACCAAACGCAGCAACCAGGCACUGCACCAUUCGAAAAAACGGACUUCUUCCGGAUCAGACGGAUGUGACGUGAACGUGAAUUUCAACCUCCGCCGUUCCAAGGCAGCUGGGCUUCCACUAAAAAGCGGACGAUCAAUCAGUACUUUCAUUCCACGCAUUCAUCGUUUGCUGUUGAGAUGGUAUCAUUUCCUUUUUCGAUCAGGUUCGCCAAAUCUGUCGCAUUUAGCAGUUUGUGUGUUAGUUUACGAAAAAAUAUUUACAAUUUUGUUAUAGUAAUUUAAUUUAAAUACACAAUAAUUGUUUUUGUUUUGCGCACAUGUGCAGGCUACAGCAACUAGAAAUACACCGGUGUAGAAAUUCAUUGUAGAAUAAAGUAAUAUUAA
Anopheles coustani is the source of this 2114-nucleotide messenger RNA. RefSeq names its product dehydrogenase/reductase SDR family member 7. The transcript has 6 exons. Lineage: Eukaryota; Metazoa; Arthropoda; Insecta; Diptera; Culicidae. Gene Ontology annotation, molecular function: oxidoreductase activity. The record is from RefSeq and is a predicted model, not a curated record. The coding region runs from base 663 to 1631 and encodes 322 amino acids.